Molecule: messenger RNA, 636 nt
Organism: Eurytemora carolleeae
Lineage: Eukaryota; Metazoa; Arthropoda; Copepoda; Calanoida; Temoridae
Product: centromere protein F
Exons: 7
Coding region: 76-636 (186 amino acids)
Biological process (GO): regulation of G2/M transition of mitotic cell cycle; metaphase chromosome alignment; mitotic cell cycle
Cellular component (GO): spindle pole; chromosome, centromeric region; nucleus
Molecular function (GO): microtubule binding; dynein complex binding
Source: RefSeq, a predicted model, not a curated record
AGAUAAUUGAUGAUAUAAUGUUUUCAGUUGAGAUAAAAAAUUUUACCUAGUUGACAAGAGUGAUCUAUCUCCAAGAUGUCCUGGAUGACAGGGUUAGGUUGGAAGGAUGGCCUCUCCAGUAUACAACUUCAGAAGGUUGAUGAACUGGAGAAGAAUCUACAGAAGAGUGUUAACAAUGGAACUCAGAAGCAGAUUCAGAUAGAUGGGUUACAACAGGCACUAGAUAAACUUAAAAGAAAGAAGGAUGAAGAUUUGAAGGAGAACGGAAAUAUUCAACUAGAGCUAACACAGGUUCAGAAACAAUGUCAAGAACUACACGAAAAAUAUCAGAUUCUAAGGUCGGAGGUGAAGACAAAGGAAGUACAGGUGUCUACCCUGCAGGGCCAGCUGGAGAAGUCCAACAAGCAAUUAGACCAAACAAAAUUAACUCUAAAGAAACUAGAAGCAGAAAAGGAAUAUCAGGAAUGCCCGAAGACCCCUUCUCGGACGUCAAUGACCCCUCACAAGAGGGACAGUAUCAGGAUCGGGACGAGUGCGGAUGUAUCUGAGGGAGACAAGAUACGGGAACUUGAGAGCAAACUUGCUCAGAGAGACCAGGAGCUCAAGGUUAGAGCUACAUUCAUACAGUCACACUGA